ACUUAGUACAGUGCGGCUCAUGAUGUUUACCAAAGAGUUGGCUCUUCACGGCCUCAUGGCUGCAGUGGCCCUGGUGACAGUUCUAUGUACUCGAAAGCAGUUGCAGCGGGACCUGGAGGACAUGCGCUGGCGUCUAACAAUCCACGCUCUCAGCGUUCGGGAUACCCACGGAAGUCCAGUGCCACUCCAAAGGUUUGCCGGCCAGGUGAUGCUCAUCGUGAACAUUGCAUCCAAAUGCGGUCUCACCACCACCCAGUACGAUGGCCUCCGACAACUACUCGAGGAGUACGAGGACCGCGGCUUGAGCAUCCUGAACUUCCCCUGCAACCAGUUCGGCGGUCAGAUGCCCGAGUCCGAUGGCCAGGAGAUGCUGGACCACCUCCGCAGGGAGGGCGCCAACAUAGGCCACCUGUUUGCCAAGAUUGAGGUGAAGGGCGCUGGAGCGGAUCCGCUCUACAAGCUGCUCACUCGCCACCAACACGAUAUCGAGUGGAAUUUCGUCAAGUUCCUGGUGGAUCGCAGGGGGCGUAUCCACAAGAGAUAUGGCGCCGAACUGGAGCCCGUCGCUUUGGCCAGUGACAUAGAGCUGUUGCUCGGGGAUAAGUCCGAAUAAAUAACGCAACAUGCGCCACA
Molecule: messenger RNA, 633 nt
Organism: Drosophila biarmipes
Lineage: Eukaryota; Metazoa; Arthropoda; Insecta; Diptera; Drosophilidae
Product: hydroperoxy fatty acid reductase gpx1
Exons: 2
Coding region: 20-613 (197 amino acids)
Biological process (GO): response to oxidative stress
Molecular function (GO): glutathione peroxidase activity
Source: RefSeq, a predicted model, not a curated record